Messenger RNA from Amblyraja radiata (thorny skate), 4086 nucleotides. RefSeq lists its product as uncharacterized. The record is from RefSeq and is a predicted model, not a curated record. Gene Ontology annotation, biological process: regulation of translational fidelity. Bases 232 to 2826 code for a protein of 864 amino acids. Gene Ontology annotation, molecular function: tRNA binding; nucleotidyltransferase activity; double-stranded RNA binding. Gene Ontology annotation, cellular component: cytoplasm. The transcript has 9 exons. Lineage: Eukaryota; Metazoa; Chordata; Chondrichthyes; Rajiformes; Rajidae.
CGCGCCUCCAGCUCCCUAUCGAGAGCCUUCCGUGGGAUUUGCAUAUUCUGCGUGUCUGGCAGUAGGAGGAGGGAGGUUGGUAUAAAAGAGUAGCAAGCAGCCUCUGAUUCAUCUGUGGACCCAGAACUCGGCGCACAUCGACGAGAGCCUUACGAAAUAUUCAAGGGAAAAUUCAUGUCAUAGAGUUCAGUUCAAUAUUUACAACCCAUUCUUCUCAUCUCCGAGCUCGACAUGGAGCAAGAAUAUGACGGUGUCGAGACGCUGCAUUAUUCCGUGGGGAUCCUCAGUAUAAGCGCAGGUGCUCUGUUGCUGGCUGUGAAUUACUAUUCCACUGUUCCGCUGAUCCCCAGCACGGCUCUCGGUGUUUUACUGCUUAUCGUGGCGGCUCUCCUAUGCUAUACAGGUAUACGGAAGAGUUCAAAUCAAGCUAUCCCUUUUGUGAAUCUAUGCCUGACAGUGUCUGUUCUGUGGUGUGGAUCUGGCCUGAUCCACAUCUUAAUGGGAGCAAAUGUAGUUCAGAGUGAUUCAGUCAGAAAUGCUCUGGUCCCUGGUUUUGUGGCUUUAGUCUUGGCACUCUUCAUCAUUGGGGUUUUGGGGAUCAUCCAAAAGGAUGUAAUCCCUGGUGUGAUUGCCUUUGCUAUUUCUCUUGCUACUGCUCAUGAGAUUGCUGCAUUAUAUAAUAAAUCUUUUGGUCAUUCUGCAGUGGCUUCAAAUUAUCUGAUCGUGUCCUUUAUCGGCAUUUACUUUGGCUUGGGCCGUGCUUCUGUCUUCAUAAGCAAAGGACAAAUAACUUUCCCCGGGACUACUCUGUCCAAGAAUAAGUCCCAUGUGAAAUUGACAUCGACAAGCCUCUUUAACAAUGACACAGUAGUUCUGGGAUACAUUACUAAUAUGCUAUCUGCCAGUGUGUUCGGAUGUCACCUAUUGGGUGUAACUUCCGAUCUGUUUGUUGGUCAGAUUCCCUGGCUGUGGACAGCAGGCGUCUACCAAAUUAUAGUUUGUAUUUUGUCUUUCAGGGCUUUUGACACACUGAAUGCUACGUUCUUUGGUUUGACCUCCAUAUUAAAAUUUGCAGAGGGAUAUGCAUUGCUGUACAGCAUAUGGCAAAGCACCCAACCCUUCUUCCCAGUUCCAGUCCCGAUUGUUCUUGCUGUCCUAUUUUUCACGCUGGCUCUGUUCAUGACCAGUAAAAGCCUCAUUGAUGGAUUGUAUCCAUUGUUUUUUGUUGCCUAUUGUAUAGCUGUAUCAGCUCGCUCCACAGGUUUUUUCCAUGGUGGAGCACAAGGGGUCAGUGUGGCUAUAUUUAUAGCAUCUGCUUGCGUUAUUUUAAUUUCCCUUUUCAAUAUCAAAGGGCCCCUGACAUAUCCCACUGGAGAAGGGGUUGUUAAAACUUUAUUCAGUGGGAUGAAUGCCUUAUCUCUAAAGUCAGGUAAAGACUUCCAUAACCCAUAUUUAGGAUACUCCAGAUACUCAGACGCUGAGAUUCUAGCCCAUGCCUGCAAUGUUGUGGCUUGUUUUGCCAUCACUGUAUCAAUCAAUCCUUUGGCACCUUUAGCCACUGUAGUUUUGCCUUGGAUUGUUAUUCCUGGUGGUGUCCUUCAGAUCCUGUGUGGCUCAAUCUCUUUUUCUCGGGGUAAAACCCUUGAAAGCUGUGCUUUCAUGCUGUAUGGUUUAAUAUGGAUAAUCUGGGGUUUGACCAGAUAUGGUGGUCUCUAUGGUUCGACUAGGGGGUUUGGCAUUGCUGUGGGAAUUAUUUGCUUCCUGCUCUUUAACAGUUUUGUGGUGAUUGGCACUUGCUUUCUGAACACUGCAUGGUUUGCCUUGUCACUCAGCUUUCAGUUGAUCUUAAUAAGCUUCCUUUUGGACGCCAUUAAUGCAAUUCCUUAUGGAUAUGAUAUUGGAGUCACUAUCAUUUUUGGUUUGAUUAGUUUUUACUGCUUUCUGGCCACCCUCUUUAACCAAAGCUUUGAGAAACCCCAGUUACCUCUGGGACGGGCUUGGGCAAGCCUGUGUGGCUUUGGUCAGAACAAAUCGGUGUGCCCUCAUCUGCCUUCAAGAAAAACCACCUCGGUCAGAAAGAUUGCAGAAAUUAUGAAAAAUGGAGGAAUCUGUGGUAUUCCAACAGACACUGUGUAUGUGUUGGUGGCAGCCUGCAAUUGUCCUGAUGCUGUCGAGAAGGCUUACAACACAAAGAAGCAGGCCAAGGAGAGGCCCAUGUCUCUGUGGAUCUCCAGCUUAGCACAACUGGAGCCAGUUAAACAUCUGUUAAACCCUCUAUUGUGGGACUUUAUGCAGGCAGUUUGGCCAUCGUCUAUCAGCCUUGUCAUCCCCAGGGGUGAAUGGCUGGAACCAUUUGGACUGAAACAUGCAGAUAAGUACAUCGGGACACCUCAAAGCAUCGCCAUUAGGAUUCCAGACUGUGCCGUUACAACACAUCUCAUUGAUCAGGUGGGCCCCAUAGCGGUGACAUCAGCAAAUCCAACAGGAGAAGCAGACACCACACACCACAAUCAAGUCUAUGCCAAACUUGGAGAAAAGGUUAAUGGAGUAUUGUGUGAUGGGCCGUCACCUGAGAAUAUUGCCUCUACUGUUGUAGACUGUACCAAGAUAGAGACGGGUACACUUGGUUUCUUUAGAGUUGGCAUUGUGCCCAAAUCAGAGAUUCUGCAGAUAUUCGAAAACGUGCAGAAGAAAUCUCUGAAAGGUCAUUCCAAUGAUGGAUUCCUUGAUGAUCAUUCAGAACCUAACACAGUUCAGCAGCCACAGGCUCCAGAUGGCUUUGACAACAUGGGCUUUGUAAAUGAGAAGCAAGAUGAUAAGUUGUAGUAUAAAUGUAUUACUGAAGAAAUAUGUAAACAUUUGAGCAUCCUUUUGCAAACAAAACUAUAAACACAAAAAUAACAUCGCAAAGGAUGUUGACGGGCCUGAUGAUUGGUUUCUGCACCUUCUGAGUUUAUGACAAAUUUCCAUGAUCUGCAUGAUUUUGCAAUGUUUUGCUGUUGUAUUUCAUGAGCCAUGGUACAAUAACUGUGGUUAAUAUUACUGUAAGAACACAAUUAACUGACUGUAAAGGUAUCAAUUAGUGAUCAAUUACUAUGUAAGGCAGUUUUGUGCCCUUCACAUACACAAAAAUGAUCAAGCGCAUAACUGAGUCAAAUUGUAAGUGAACUUUUAAAAAUGGCCACGAGUAGAAGAAAACCAAUGGAAUCAGAGAAGGGUAAGAGUAAAAAAGGAAGUAAUUUAACCGAUCAUGUCCUGCACCAAUACAUGCACUUGACCCACCUCAUUCUCAAGAAGCAUAACUAAUUCUGCUUUUCUUGAUGGAUUAGAAAUGUAGUGUUCUGGACAUAUUGGAAAUUCUUUCAGCCUUUCUGUUCUAGCACUAUCCCAGUUUUCCUUGGGAUGAUUAAAAUUUUGCAAUAUAACUACCAAAUUAUUUUUCCACCUCUUGGUAAUCUCUCUGCAUACAGUAUUUGCUCUUCCACGUCACACUCACUUGUUGGAGGAGGAAUUAGAAACAUAGAAAAUAGGUGUAGGAGUAGGCUAAUCGGCCCUUCGAGCCAGCACCACCAUCAAUAUUAUCAUGGCUGAUCAUCCAAAAUCAGUACCCCGUUCCUGCUUUUCCCCCCAUAUACCUUGAUUCCUUUAGCCUUAAGAGCUUCAUCUAAACUCUCUCUUGAAAACAUCCAGUGAAUUGGCCUCCACUGCCUUCUGUGGCAGAGAAUUCCACAGAUUAUUCACAGAGACUCAGACAGAUGAAGUGUAAUUUGACUACAGUAAUGCUAGUUGGGAUAUAACUAUUUUUCUUCUCUGAACUUCUGUGGUUUUUAUGUGCAUAAAAAUUGCAGAGCUUUGAAAAGGAGCACAUUUGCCCCGUCAAAUGUGGAUUCAUCCCCAAAAGCUUUAGGAAAUGUUCAUGUUCAUGUCAUUGAUGCUGUGGAGCAACAAAUCUGAAUAUUUAUCUCAUAUUUAUUCUGAAUUCAAUAAAAGAUGUAUAUAAGGAAAUUGAAAUUUGACAAAGAGAGGGGUGUAAUUGCACUUUAUAUUGUAUGCAUAUUUUUAAAUAAAAAUAUCUUGGUUUCUAAA